UCUUUGGGUGGAGAAUCCUGAGCAAAAAUCUAAGUCGACCACUGUUGCUGCCCUACGGUAAACCGAAAGCGACCGAAAUUCGUUUGAAAGAAAAGGCGAAAAAGAAAAAAUGCUUAUUUGGCUGCUUGUGGGGGUGCGGUAUCUGCUGCGCUGUGCAUUGAGCGAUGGAGACGAGAUGGAGAGGGAGAGAUUUAGGUCGAGCGGCGAGGGGCACGGGAUCGUUGUCCCGUGACGUGGCGGGCGGAUGUCGACAUACAUUCCCACAGCUGUCCCGUGGGCCCCCACACCGUCUCUGCGGUCUUUUUUUUUUAUAUUAUCAUUCUUUCUUUCGAAUUUCAAAUUACCCUUCUUCUCUUUUUUUAUUUUAUUUAUUACCCCAUGUUGUCCUUUGUUUUUUUCCCUUCGGAAUUUGCUGAAAAAGAGGGCUUACGGUGGUCCGGAUACCAGCCCGAAAAUAUCCCCCACAGCCACACUUCCCUCUCGCCACCCCGUGUCGCGUAUGCCUACCCUCCCCCGUUCACGAAUAGACGUGAUGUCGACGCGCGGCCAAGCACGUGAUCGUGGUCCCCCUCCGGACGGGCUUUAUUUUUUUUUAUCAUCGGAAGAAGCCUAUGAAAAAAUAGUAAAAAAAAAAAAAAAAUCCCGAUGGUCGGUCGCCACUUUGCCAAAUUUAUUUCCAUUCAGGAUCAAUCUGACGAGACCCAGCUCCUUCCAUAAAUCACCUGUUUGAUAGGCGAGACUAAUCUACAGGAGCCUAGACAUUAAUCAUCGUGAGAAAAUAUCUCUCGAUGAAUGUUUUCCACGUGCCGAUCACAUCUGUAUCGUCACGUGUAGUGUAGUGAUUUUGUUGUUCAAUGCAAUCUUAAUUUUGGAUAGAGCUAAUAUCUUUUUGUGUGAAAUGAGUAUUGAUUAGAUUGUUAGUUCCAUAUGUUUAUGUAGUUGCCAAAACUACUGAUUUGAAAUUAAUAGAGGGAUUAGCUAUUUAAUGACCUAUUCUGUAGAAGGUCAAGCAAAGAAAAUCUUUGGGAAGUCUUACAUAGAGUAAAGUCGUCAUCAUUACAUUCCGGUAGAAAAAGCCGUGACAGGCAAAAACAAUAAAUGCAUUUAAGUAGUGCUACUAAGGCCUUCGAGACGUAACUUAAAAAUUGCAUAGAAUCACGGCUCAUUAUUCCUUUCAUAAAAAUAUACCUCAAUUAAGAAAUACAUCAAUUUCAUCCACAUCGUCACCAACACGCUAUUUAAACAGAAUUAAAUUAUGCAUGAACCGUGAUAAUAAAGCCCACGACACGUUACAUAAAACUCAAAAAGGACAAGUGGCGUCAUUAUUAACGCGUCUCUUUCACAUAUUCGUGUAUUACUAAUUUUAUAUACGAUGACCGAACGAAGUAGAUUUCAACCGGUUGCCGUGAUCAUGGUGCAUGCAUUGAAAAACCAGUUUAGAGCUACAUCGAUCGGCAACAAAUAUUACAAUCCCAUCGCAAAUUGUUCCUGCCCCGACAAAUCAAACAUAGAAAUAAGAAAAAAUAGAGAGAAGAGCAAGCAGCAAAACGAAAAAAAACACUAAUAAUAACUAAUAAUCCCAGAGAUUCCUCAUUGGCCAAAGCUAAAAUGCUCAAGCUGUACCCCGCCGAUUUAUCGGCACCUGCACCAUUCACGCCCCCUCCUCCUCCUCUCUCUCUCUCUUUCUCUCACUGAUUCCUCCUAAGCCUUCGAAAAUCUAAUCCCCCCAAAACGCCCCCACUCUCGAAAGUUUGCAUCCAUCCUCGACAACGCCCUCCAGAAAUGAGCUCCCUUUCCCCGCCGCCGGAACCCUAGCCGAUCUCCGGCGAACCUAGGGUUUAUCGCGCUCCUUUUCUCCCGGCCUCGCUCUCCCUCUCCCUCUCCCUCUCCCUCUCCCGUAUGCCGGCCUCCUGGUAGGGGGGGAAUCUCGGCGGAGGAAAGUUGGGGUUUUUUUUUUUUGAAGGAGCAGGAGGAGGAGGAGGAGAGGGGAUAUGUAUAAGGACAGAGGAGGCGGAGGAGGCGGCGUGUCGUCCAAGUCGGAGGUGGUGGUCGGCGUCGGCGGCGGCGCGGAUCGGAAGCAGAGGAUCAACAUCCACGAGGUGCUGGACAAGCACCUGCUCGAGCGGUCCUCCCCGUCCACGUCCCGCGUCGUCAACGGCAAGGACAAGCCCUCCCCCCACGCCGUCAUCCUCGGCAAGGCCCCCUCCGAUCACCGCGAUUCCGCUCGCUUCAAGGCCAACUCCGAUGAGGAAUCUGAAACAGAUAGCGAAGAAUCAGACGUGAGCGGUUCUGAUGCAGAUGACUCAUCUUGGAUCUCAUGGUUUUGCAAUCUUCGAGGAAAUGAAUUCUUUUGUGAAGUUGAUGAUGAUUACAUACAAGAUGAUUUCAACCUGUGCGGUUUAAGCAGUCAAGUUCCUUACUAUGAUUAUGCACUUGAUCUGAUUUUGGAUGUCGAGUCUUCUCAUGGUGACAUGUUCACUGAGGAGCAGAAUGAAUUAGUUGAAUCAGCUGCAGAGAUGCUUUAUGGCCUAAUUCACUCCCGCUAUAUACUGACUAGCAAAGGAAUGGCAGCUAUGCUGGAGAAGUACAAGAACAUUGACUUUGGUAGAUGCCCAAGGGUUUAUUGUUGCGGACAGCCAUGCCUCCCUGUCGGGCAAUCAGAUGUUCCUCGUUCAAGCACCGUAAAAAUAUACUGCCCAAGAUGUGAGGAUAUAUAUUAUCCUCGAUCCAAGUACCAAGGCAACAUUGAUGGUGCAUACUUUGGAACUACAUUUCCUCACCUAUUUCUGAUGACAUAUGGCCAUCUGAAGCCACAGAGUACAUCGCAGAGUUACGUUCCUAGAGUUUUUGGGUUCAAGAUGCACAAGACAUGAUGAGUUGCUCAUACAGGGGAUCAUGAGUACGGAUUCUGCCUGGAACAAAUGCUUUCUCAUGGUCCGUGUAAAGUGGCUAUUCAACGAGACAUCAUGUCAGGGUUCUUCAAUAUCUUAUCAACGAACUAUUCACAUACAUAAGGAGGAAGUAACCGGCAUCGGCUUGGGCUGGCAUCGGCUGGCAUCGUAACUACAUUCCUCUGCACCAGAGGAAGAAUCACUUCAACCUCCUUGGGAUGGUUCCUCUGCUUUUCUUCGCUUUUAGCUGCAAUCUAGUUGCAGUCUUCUGGUACUCUUGUGUGUAUCAUUCCGUAAUUCUUUAAUUACCGACAAAUGAAGCUGAAAUUUUUCAGGACAUAAGUUGUUGAGAUCGAGAUUAUAUGAUUCUAUGGCCAUGUAAAGGCGUUGCUAGCUUUCAUAAGGUAACCCUUAGAAAAAGGAGCCUGAGAACUUUAUGUUGAGUUGAAGGCUGGAUGGAUAUGGUUUUUCACUGUCAAUCCUUAAGUCUGCAUCCGCCCUCAGGAUGAUUCUGCUUU
This is a messenger RNA of Eucalyptus grandis, 3409 nucleotides long. RefSeq names its product putative casein kinase II subunit beta-4. The record is from RefSeq and is a predicted model, not a curated record. Bases 1992 to 2873 code for a protein of 293 amino acids. Gene Ontology annotation, cellular component: protein kinase CK2 complex; cytoplasm. NCBI's taxonomy places the organism in Eukaryota, Viridiplantae, Streptophyta, Magnoliopsida, Myrtales, Myrtaceae. Gene Ontology annotation, molecular function: protein kinase regulator activity. The transcript has 5 exons.